Molecule: messenger RNA, 6732 nt
Organism: Haplochromis burtoni (Burton's mouthbrooder)
Lineage: Eukaryota; Metazoa; Chordata; Actinopteri; Cichliformes; Cichlidae
Gene: map3k2
Product: mitogen-activated protein kinase kinase kinase 2
Exons: 17
Coding region: 382-2325 (647 amino acids)
Biological process (GO): protein phosphorylation
Molecular function (GO): ATP binding; protein kinase activity; protein binding
Source: RefSeq, a predicted model, not a curated record
UAUUUCUAAUACGUGAUAGCUUGAUGGCGUCGUGGGGUCAGCAGCGAGCGGAGCUACCGUUAACCAGGGUGUAAAGUACAGCUAAAAGAGCGCCUCUGAUGAAGUUAGCCUUUUAACCACUGCACAGACAAGGAGCUACUUAGUUGGACGAGCCGCCGUUUUGUCGUCUUGUGGUCGAAAAGCUUCAGCUGGUCCCUUUGACAGCCGUCAGGCCUCGUCGUCGUCGUGGUCCGGCAGCACUCGAGUGAAGUUGGGAGCGGACUGCCAAACUUCUGCUUCCUCCAGCGGCUCUCCGCGGGGCCCGGGGCUCCUGUCACCGGCCCUGUGGAUGAGGAAGUGACUACACAUCUAAUUAGCGCCCAGGAGAAAGGAAUCCCUUUGAUGGGAGAAUCCUCUUUCCUGGCCUCCUGGGUCAAUCGCCGUGCCAUUAAGAUGGAUGAGCAGGAGGCGCUGAACUCCAUCAUGCAGGACUUGGCCGAACUGCACCGCUCCAGCCGUCCUGCCGCGUUCCUGUCAGACCUGUGCAAACCCAAAGCCUCGUCGCCCAAGAACCAGAACGAUGUGAGAGUGAAGUUUGAGUUCAAAGGGGAGAAGAGGAUUCUGCAGUUCCCUCGACCUAUCAAGCUGGAGGAUCUGAGGUCCAAAGCUAAAGUGGCUUUUGGUCAGACGAUGGACCUCCACUACACAAACAACGAGUUGGUGAUUCCAUUGACCACUCAGGACGACCUGGACAAAGCUGUAGAGCUGCUGGAUCGCAGUGUUCACAUGAAGAGUCUGAAGAUUCUCCUUGUGCUGCAGGUCUCCUCUGAGAACUCGUCAUCCAACAUGGACCUUCUGCCGUCCCACGAGGAACUGGACAACACGGGGUUCCGGGUCACAGACAAGAAGAGCAUGCUGGCGUUGAUAGGUUCCCACUCAACGGACCGCAGCUCUCCUCCUCCAGGAUACAUUCCCGACGCUCUGCAGCAGGUGGCGAGGAACGGCUCCUUCACCAGCAUCAACAGCGAGGGGGAGUUCAUCCCUGAGAGCAUGGACCAGAUGUUGGAUCCAUUGUCCAUGAGCAGUCCGGAGAACUCGGCUUCUGGAAGUUGUCCCUCCCUAGACAGCCCACUGGACAGUGAUUACCCAAAGUCCAGGAUGCCCAGGGCUCAGAGCUACCCAGACAACCACCAGGACUUUCCAGAGUACGAUAUUCCGGUGUUUGAGAAGUCAGGGAAAGGAGGGACGUAUCCUCGCCGGUACGGCAUUCCUUUUGGCCUUCAGGAUUACAGUGAUGGAAGGAAGACUUUCCCUCGGGCUCGGCGGACGCAAGUUCACGGUUUCCGCUCUCCAAUCAGCUUCAGCUCAACCGAGCAGUCGCCCAGCACCAGCAGUGGCAGCAGCGUCUUCACGCCUGACCUGGAGGAGGUCCCCGGCCCCGCCAGGAGGCCGCGGAGGGGGAGUGACAUUGAGCCAAACCCCAAUCCAGCCGUGGCUCCGACGCUCUCCGUCAUGGACGUCAGUCCACCCAGCCGCUCCCCGCGAGCGCCAACCAACUGGCGGCUGGGGAAGCUUCUAGGUCAGGGAGCUUUCGGGCGGGUCUUCCUGUGUUACGACGCCGAUACUGGACGGGAACUGGCAGUUAAACAAGUUCAGUUUGAUCCAGAGAGUCCCGAGACGAGCAAGGAGGUGAGCGCACUGGAAUGUGAAAUCCAGCUCCUGAAGAACUUGUGCCAUGAGCGGAUCGUCCAAUAUUAUGGCUGUCUGCGAGACACGAUGGAGCGAACGCUCUCCAUCUUUAUGGAGUACAUGCCUGGAGGAUCCAUUAAAGACCAGCUGAAGUCGUACGGGGCGCUCACGGAAAAUGUGACGCGCCGCUACACCAGGCAGAUCCUGGAGGGGGUUUCUUAUCUGCAUAGCAACAUGAUCGUCCACAGGGACAUCAAAGGUGCAAACAUCCUCAGAGACUCGGUGGGUAACGUGAAGCUGGGAGACUUCGGGGCCAGCAGGCGGCUGCAGACCAUCUGUUUGUCAGGAACAGGCAUGAAGUCGGUGACCGGUACCCCGUACUGGAUGAGCCCAGAGGUGAUCAGCGGAGAGGGUUACGGCAGGAAGGCAGACAUCUGGAGUGUCGGCUGCACCGUUGUGGAGAUGCUGACUCAGCGACCUCCGUGGGCAGAGUUCGAGGCCAUGGCGGCCAUCUUUAAGAUCGCCACGCAGCCCACUAACCCCGUCCUGCCCGCCCACGUGUCGGACCACUGCCGGGAGUUCCUCAAACGGAUCUUCGUGGAGACCAAGCAGCGGCCGUCUGCAGAAGAGCUGCUCAGGCACAUCUUUGUACAUUAACCCCUCCCGCCCCCUCCUCGAAUCUUGAACCCCUGCCUGCCUGCCGAACUGCCAAAUACGGCCUUAUCUGAUCCCGCCCCCUCCACCUUUACGCUGAGACCACGUUGGACCAGUAAAGACUGGCUGGGAGAAGGUGGGGGCGCUCCUCCUGUCUCUGUUUGUAUGAGACUGCCAUAAAGGACACAAAUUCUUAUUUUAUUUUUCUCCGCAAGUUGCACCUUAACGUCUCCAACGCGGAGGAGGUUGAGCACUUCCUCCUCUCUAAAAAAACUGUUUGUUUUUUUAAAAAAAUGUUUGUACGGUUUCUCUCUCUGAGCGUUUUGAAGCGGGAUGGCGUCGGUGUUGUUGCCCUAACAGGAGCUGAUGCCUGACUCUGGAGUAAACCCCACCCUGCCUCCUUCUCAUCCUCCUCCAAUGUCUCGCUGACCCGACCCCAGAAUGUAGUCUCCUGCCAAAACCCAGAGUGACGGGCGCGCUGCUAUAGACAAACCUGAAUCCCAGAUCCAGAGAACACUCCUCCGAGAAUUUUCCACCCACCUGCCCUCAUCCCUCACCGAAGUCCGCUCCGUUUUCUGAACGAAGUGCAGAUGAAACGUUCUGAUUCGUCGUCCCCGUCUCUGUGCCUUUUUAUGUUUGAGAAUGAGCCUCAGCUUUUUGUUCUCAGUUUUUUUUUUUUUUUUGUUUGUUUGUUUUGAUUUUUGCCUCCUGGAUAAACUGCCUUCACACCAGCUGAUCCCAGUUCAGCCGUUUCUGCCUUUCUGCGACGGGGACUCGCUGUGCUGAUCAUUUCGGUUUGUUCGUUCGCCUGCUGUACCAGCGCCGCCGGCUGGAAACCAAAUAUCCUCUGUUUAGAAAAGUCGUCAUGCUGGUGUAGAAGUGAAGCGCCACAUCGGUACCUGUGCUCUCUUUCCUCCUCUGAUUCUCUGAUCUGAUUGGAUGUUUCUUCAGCAUGGCAGAUUCACAGCAGAUUCAUGAAUUUACUGCUGGUAAACAUUGGCUUUUAGAAACUCGGUCUGUUCAGCCACAGAAAGCAAUACGGAGCACUCUCAUGACCAGACUUGAAAGGUGCAGCGUGCAGAAUUGUUGAUUUAAAACAUUUAAAAAGUCAACUAAAACGCACUUGUAUCCUCUUCAGACCACCAUAGCUAAUUCUGGAAGGUGACUGAUUUGGAUGUCUAGUUUAAGGAGAGCAAGUCGAUAAAUGAAACUGAAGCUGUUGGUAAGCGAAAGGUGGCCGGGCAGGGUUUGUUUUGCUGACAGAGCUUACACCAUCCCAUGGACAGGUCAGGUCCUCGCAGGGAGCCGCGGUCGUGUAGCUUCACCAGCAGUUCAUCUUUUCUGGUUAACACGUCCGUGUCAGAGAGAGGGAAAGAACUAGUUUAAUGAUGACUCAACCAUGUUUGUGCUGUGCUGCAGUGCUUUGUCUUAAAGCCCCCCAAAAAUGCAGCUGGCUUUUCCAGCUUGUUUUAAGCUUCCAACUAUCUCAUGGCAAGGGUUUCAAACCGUGCAGUAUAUUCAGGACUAACCUCGUGUUGUGGAUUGAUCGUAGAAGUUUUUACAUUUCUGGUAUCUUCUUCCUCAGCAUGAACUUCCAUGGAGAGCAGUUUAACUCUCAUCUAACAUCUAAAUUUGCACCUUUUAAAUGUUCAGAUCAAGCCAGCCUGAGUAUUUGGAUGAGACAGAAGCUGCUAAUUUGGUGCUUUCAUGUGUUCACAGUGAGUCUCUGCCAUCAGAUCGGAGAAGCAGUGGGGGGAAACUUGAAGAUCUUGCUCUGUUGUCCGUUUCAUUUCAAACUAAACGUUUUUAGCUGCUCAUCAUUUAACUGAAGGCUACACGCAGCCUCUCCUGGAGUUGGUACGUUCAUCACCGUUUUCAGACAGACUCGCAGAGCUUCAUUCUCGUGUUUAUUGCUUGGUACUGCAGUCACUGUCACCACCGAAUCAAAUGCAUCAAAGCGGACUCGUCACUUUAUACACAAACGCUCAUCUGAUUUGGAAGCAUUGACUAUGCACACGCCAGAUAGCAGGUGACACCUCAGCUUGUGCUGAUCUCUUCUUCUUCUUCUUCUUCUUCUUCUUCUAAUUCACUUUUUGGUUAGUAAUGGUGAGGUUUCUGAGCAGCUCUGCCAGCAGCCAAUCAAAUGGUUAUUUAGGGCUCAAAUUAUGCCUUAAAUUUUGGCUGUUUGCAGCAGGUGGAUUAUCAAACAGCCCAUGUAGAAAGCUUCUAAAUGUUUAAACAAUAACGUGAAUCAGAGUCCUGGUGGGAGUUACUGUUGUGCUGCUAAGAUUGAAAUGUUUCUAGGUUCAAAGAGACGAUAUGCAAAACUUAUAUUAUCAUCAGAGCCGGUUUCUGCAGAGCAGGGGAGGAAGUGUUUCUGGUGCAAUCAGCAACAUUUGACCAGCAGAGGAAAGUGAUGGUGACUCUCUAAAAUUAAACUUCUGCUCAGAUCCCCACCUUUGGCUCUCCUACACACAUCUACAGCACCUCUCCUCGUCGUCUUUGCUGCUGAAUGAGCCAUUACCAGGACAAGCUUUUUGUGGUGGAUAGAUUAUUGGGUCUGUGAUGGUAAAUAAACUUAGAUUUUAGCUUAGAGAGUCACACUUGUGUGUUUCUGGCACUUGUUAAUGAAUUAAAUGAUCCAAACAUUGUUUGUAGCACGUGAAGGCCUUUGAAGCUUCGUUGUCCAAAUAUUUGAUUGUGAAGUUCAUAUUUUCUGUUAUAUAUGCAAAUCCAAAAACUGUUAAAUGGUUUUCCACUUGUUUGGAUUAAACCCAAUAUUAAUAGCUGUUCAUAAAUUGGGACGUUAAAUAGUCUCUGACGUGGUCUCGUGUAGCACGAUUACGGGUGGCAACAUGUUAGCAAGCUGCGUUCAUGACUUGUUGUUGCAGAAUGCUAAUUAGAAUGAACUGUAAACUUCUCAGACGAGCUGUAGCUCAGAUUGUUUUAUUUAUUAAAUAACCACAUUAAAAAUGCUCCAACAGCACAAACAGCAGUUGAGAUGUUUAGCUUACAGCUGCCUGUGUGUGGCCACUCACAUUUCUUUAAAUCUGAUUGGUGAAGUUAACUAAUAUCACAUUGUUUACUUGGCCUUCUCAUUUAUACAGUAUGAUGGCUCUUUUAAACACCGUAGCUAAAGAAAAGCUCUAAAUAAUUACAAAUAAUCCUUGCUGAAGCUUCAAAGACUCGGAUCAGCUUCUUAGGCCCGACCCUGAACCCCUGCAGAAGAUUGAUUUUUAUCAGAGUAGUUUAAAAAAAAUAAAAAUACAAAUAAUUAUGCACUUGUAAUGUCUCGUUUAGGUAUUACUACAGAGUCUGAUUUUUCUGACUGCACCUUUGUAAAAAAAGACAGGGAACAGUUUCUUUGACCUCUGUUGCCCCGACUUCCUCUGAAGACACUUUUACGCCUUUCUUGCUCUGUGGAAACUCAGUUUUACACUCACAUUAUGCAUCUUCUCAGUGGUACGUUCCUUUGGCUCUUCAGGUGGCUCACGGCAAGCCGUCUGGUACUGAUGGAGAUCGCCAACACUGGUCGUCAUAGAUACGCACUACCAUUAUGCACUAUUGGUUCUUCACUGAUGCCCUCCCACUCCCCCUUAACGGUUCCUUGCGCUCGUGCAGCUCGGCUCGGCGACUUUUUCUUUGCACAUUUUUAAAGACUGUUUUUCUUUCUUUUCAUUUUUUUUUAAUAACUUUGUGUAUGAGUGCGAGAGAUGGAUGAUGGUGAUUAUGAUGGUGGUUCAGUUAACCUUGACAUGAAUGUAACGUCUCAUUCUUGGCCUCGUUCACCACAGUGGAUUAACUCUUCGGUACCAGUAUUUGUCACCUGUGGAGCGCCAAGAUACACCUGUAGUUCUCGUUUAAAGCCACUGCUGCCACUCCUGAAUGAAUGAGUGAAUGAAUAAACGUGUGAGUGUGUGUGUUAAUGUGCAUUUACUGCAGAUGUUGCUCAUUGGACACUGCGCCUGAAAUGCCUUGAGCAUUCUGACUGUAGGGGGUGAGAGCGUUAAAAUAAAAAAUAAAAAAAUGAAAAUCAUGUACAAAUGUAUAAAAAUGAAAUUGUACUACUUUUUUUUUUUUUUUUUUAAAAAGGAAACUUGUAUCCCACAUGUUUGGUCUGUGUAUUGUAAAAGAAGCCAUGUUUAUAAUUCUAAUUGGUUUGUGACCAAUAUGCCUGUUUGUAUCAGAUCUGUAUAUCAGUGGUACGCAUAAUUUUUUAAUAUAUUUUUUAUUUUUCCUUUUUUUUUCUUCUAAAUGGGAGAUUGUAUGCAUAGUUGGGUCCUGAGAGACGCAGCGGUGCCGUUGAAUGGUUGCUGUUUUUUGGCAAAAUUUCUGGAGUAUUGCAACAGCUCGGUGUUCAUAAUUACAACAAUUAUGACGAUGACACCAAUAAAAGAUAUUUAUUUCACA